Messenger RNA from Acaulospora morrowiae, 412 nucleotides. NCBI's taxonomy places the organism in Eukaryota, Fungi, Glomeromycota, Glomeromycetes, Diversisporales, Acaulosporaceae. The record is from the annotation of a GenBank genome assembly.
AUGUCUCGCUUGGAUACUCGAGUAUUUCUUUUGACUUUUAUUAUAAUUGGAUUAUUGGCAUUGGUAGCGAAUGGAACCACUUAUGUCGUUGUCGUAACAUACUUCCUUGGCCCAAAUGAAUUUACUACCACCAUCACCACCACAGAUACUCAUAUACCUACACUUCCUCCGGGAGUUUCAAUACGCACUUAUCCUACUAGUGUUUCUAUCAUAGGAGAUACCACCGAACAAUCAUCUGAAACAACUACUGUACCAAACUCUCCGCCACCUACUUCUCCACCUGUCACGUCUCCAUCUGGUACUUCACCUGUUGCAUCGGCAUCUAAUAAUCCUCCAUCUAAUAAAUCGCCAUCUUCUGUAUCCCUAUCUCCUACAUCAUCUACACAAACUCCCUCAAGCAAAAGCUCCACAG